AUGGAGUCUACAAAUCGCCUAAGUGCCAUCCAGACACUUCUAGUGAUCCAACGUUGGAUAGGACUUCUGAAGUGGGAAAACGAGGGAGAAGAUGGAGCUUUAAACUGGCUAAAACGUAUAUAUCCUUUUGUGCUGCACCUUCCACUGACCUUCACGUAUAUUGCGCUCAUGUGGUAUGAAGCUAUUGCCUCAUCGGAUUUCGAGGAAGCUGGUCAAGUGCUGUACAUGUCCAUAGCAGAACUGGCAUUGGUCACUAAACUCCUGAAUAUUUGGUAUCGACGCCAUGAGGCUGCUAAUCUAAUCCACGAAUUGCAACACGAUCCCGCAUUCAAUCUGCGAACUGCCGAGGAAAUCCAAUUCUGGCAGCAAAAUCAAAGGGACUUUAAGAGAAUAUUUUACUGGUACAUUGGAGGCAGCCUCUUCGUGGCUGUGAUGGGCUAUAUAAGCGUGUUUUUCCAGGAGGAUUACGAGCUGCCCUUCGGUUACUACGUGCCAUUCGAGUGGCGCACCAGGGAGCGAUAUUUCUACGCCUGGGCCUAUAAUGUGGUGGCCAUGACCCUGUGCUGUCUAUCGAACAUCCUGCUGGACACUUUGGGCUGCUAUUUCAUGUUCCACAUCGCCUCGCUCUUCAGGCUGCUGGGCAGGCGACUGGAGGCCCUGAAAUGUGCAACAGAGGAGAAAGCCAAGCCGGAGUUGCGCCGCAUUUUCCAACUGCACUCUAAAGUGCGGCGAUUGACGAGGGAAUGCGAAGUGCUGGUUUCGCCAUAUGUUCUAUCGCAAGUGGUCUUCAGUGCCUUCAUCAUCUGCUUCAGUGCCUAUCGACUGGUGCACAUGGGAUUCAGGCAGCGACCCGGACUCUUCGUGACCACCGUGCAAUUCGUGGCCGUCAUGAUUUUCCAGAUUUUCCUGCCCUGCUACUACGGCAAUGAGUUGACCUUUCACGCCAAUGCACUGACCAAUAGUGUCUUCACCACCAAUUGGCUGGAGUACUCCGUGGGCACGCGGAAGCUGCUCAACUGCUACAUGGAGUUCCUCAAGCGACCGGUGAAGGUGCGAGCUGGGGUGUUCUUCGAAAUAGGACUGCCCAUCUUUGUGAAGACCAUCAACAAUGCCUACAGUUUCUUCGCCCUGCUGCUGAAGAUAUCCAAGUAG
Drosophila santomea is the source of this 1152-nucleotide messenger RNA. It is a transcript of the gene Or94b, whose product is annotated as odorant receptor 94b. The coding region runs from base 1 to 1152 and encodes 383 amino acids. Gene Ontology annotation, molecular function: odorant binding; olfactory receptor activity. The transcript has 2 exons. Gene Ontology annotation, biological process: sensory perception of smell; detection of chemical stimulus involved in sensory perception of smell. The record is from RefSeq and is a predicted model, not a curated record. Gene Ontology annotation, cellular component: plasma membrane. Lineage: Eukaryota; Metazoa; Arthropoda; Insecta; Diptera; Drosophilidae.